Molecule: messenger RNA, 980 nt
Organism: Capsicum annuum
Lineage: Eukaryota; Viridiplantae; Streptophyta; Magnoliopsida; Solanales; Solanaceae
Product: high-affinity nitrate transporter 3.2-like
Exons: 2
Coding region: 171-779 (202 amino acids)
Biological process (GO): nitrate transmembrane transport; response to nitrate
Cellular component (GO): plasma membrane
Molecular function (GO): nitrate transmembrane transporter activity
Source: RefSeq, a predicted model, not a curated record
AGGGGAGGUGUUUUAAAACUUUCUUUGAGAAAUGACCUCCUUUUGUGUGGCAAAUAUCAAGAAGUCUAUAUAAAGCCCAUUGUUAGUAGGGAUGUUACAUUCUAGUUUUCUUUCUCUUAAGUAAUUACGAAAGAAGUUUAAGAGGCUGUGAGCAGAUUAUAAUAGGCAAGAUGACAAGUAACACUGCUAUUUUUGUGGCUACCCUUAUUUCAUGUUCAUUGCUUGCUGCUUGUGAUGCUGAGAUUUUGUUCUCUUCCCUCAAGAAGAGUCUUGAGGUGACUGUUAAACACAGAUCAGGAGUAUUGAUGGCUGGGGAGGACACCCUGGAAAUCGACUGGUUCUUGAACAAGAUAUUUCCAGCAGGGACAGACUCAGCCUACAAGACGAUUAAACUGAAGCUAUGUUACGCUCCGAUUAGCCAAAAGGAUCGUGCGUGGAGGAAAACAGAAGACCAUCUCAAAAAGGACAAGACCUGUCAGUUCGAAGUUGACUCCACGCCAUACAAGUCCUCCAACAACAAAUUCAAUUGGACAAUUGAGAGGGAUGUUCCAACAGGUACUUUCUUUGUUAGAGCCUAUAUUUUGAAUGGUGAUGGUCAUGAAAUUGGUUAUGGACAGAACACUGAUGACAAGAAGGUAAACAACCUUUUCGACAUCCAAGCAAUUAGCGGACGACAUGCCACUUUGGAUAUUUGUUCUGUUGUCUUCUCUGCUUUUGCUGUUGUCUCCCUCUUUGGAUUCUUCUACAUGGAGAAGAGAAAUGCCAAGGCAAGUAAAUGAUCAUGAUCAUGAUGAUGUGAUGAUGAGAAGGAAAUUAAAUAAUCUCCUUUAUUUUCUAUUGUAUCGUACGUAGACUUUUUAUGUAACGUAGGAACUUGUAACAAUACAAUUAAAUGAAAGUCAACUAGGAAGAGAUAAACUUCCGUACGUGUAAACAAAGCCGCUGUGAUUAAAUGAACCUGCUCCCCCUUAUUUUUGUCA